Molecule: messenger RNA, 980 nt
Organism: Saccostrea cuccullata (small rock oyster)
Lineage: Eukaryota; Metazoa; Mollusca; Bivalvia; Ostreida; Ostreidae
Product: mucin-1-like
Exons: 3
Coding region: 141-818 (225 amino acids)
Source: RefSeq, a predicted model, not a curated record
UGUAAGUUAUGAGUAGAAUUGAGGACUUGGUUAUAUUAUCAGGGCUUCAUAGCAGAAAAAAUUUAUGAAUACAAUUUCUAUAAACAACACUCUGUCAUUGUAGUCAAAUAUAAAGAAGUACAGAUUGUUGCAUAUUGAGAAUGAACUUUUAUGGAGCCCCCACAGUAGACAAGGGUAGUCUUUAUGGACAGCAUGGGUACCCCUCCUCUGGAUAUCCCCCCUCCCAGCAAGGCCUGCUGCCCGGGUUCUCCUCAGGGCCCUCUCUAACCCAGCCUAGGUACCCCAGCCCAGCGGGAGCCAUGGGCCAGCAGUAUGUUGGGAACCCUAUGUCUACGACAGCUCCGGCCAUGCAGGGCUUCAGUAGCAUGUCAGGAUACCCUGCUGGGAUUCCUUAUCCCAGCAGCACUUUAGUAUCUUCAGCUGGACCUUACAGACCCUCCCAGCCCAUGCCUCACCCCUCGCUGUCAACCAUGCCUCCUUCCACCCUAGCCUAUCCUGCUACAGCCCAGUAUCCUUCCAUGACUCCCACAUACCUCAACAGCCCUCACCCACUACAACAGAGCUCCAACUAUCCUACUGCUAGCCCAGUGAUAUCCAUCCCAAGUGCUCUUAGUCACCAAGGGGCUUACCAAGGCUUGCCUGUGACCAGUGUUCCCAGAGGAUAUCCUGUGGGAGCCCCUAGUACCAUUCCGACGGGCCUUCCCAGCUCUAUACCUGGAGGAGUGUCCCCCUUGGGGUACCCCAGUGGUUACCAUGGACAGGGACCUGCGUACCCCUCAGCCAGUCUUUAUGGGGGCGGGCAGUAUCCAGGAAUGUAAAGUGUGGAGUAGCUGACCAGGAAGCAAGAUCUGAUGAUUUAAAGGUGUAUCACAAAAAUUAACAGGGUUAAGGAGGAGUAUGAUCUCUUGCUUCAAAUUCCUACACUUGCUCUGUCUACCACAUAUGAAUAAGGGUAACUCUCUACAGUUGAUAAAACAAUA